Molecule: messenger RNA, 1946 nt
Organism: Chlamydomonas reinhardtii
Lineage: Eukaryota; Viridiplantae; Chlorophyta; Chlorophyceae; Chlamydomonadales; Chlamydomonadaceae
Exons: 11
Coding region: 288-1379 (363 amino acids)
Source: RefSeq, a predicted model, not a curated record
CUUUCCGACAAUGCCUCAAAAGCGAAUGUGAAACACGAACUGAACGCCACUAUCUCAUUCAUAAUCAAGCUAUGCACGGGCGCAAGCGAGACCAGUAUGGGCCGCCCGGCUUUCAAGCCCCACUCCUCGCCCAUCAGGCGGGCAGGUCUGGCGCUGCAGGCACAAUACCGCGAGAACAUCCUGCACUCAUAGCGGGGCCACAUGGACGGCGCAUCGGCGGCCCGACGUCGCCGGUCCGCGAACGUGUGCGCUUCCCCUCCGGCACUCGGCCCCGCCCCGGCGCACCGAUGGGUGUCAGUGCUCUAGGCGGCCCCGGACGCCAGCGAGACAAGUUUGUGGCGCUGCCCGAGGAGGAGGAUGACUCGCUGCCGCUUGUGGAGGAGCCGGCCGAGCCAGUGCUGCCCAUUCCAUCGCCGGAGGACGGCGAGCUGGGCGCGCUAGCGGGCUCGCUGUCGGUGUCUGGGGGGCAUCGGCUGUUUGAGGACCUGCCACGGGACAUUGCAAUGGACAGCGCCUGGCGCGGCCGAAUCACGUUCUACUGCGUGGCCGAGAGCUUUGACCGCAAGAAGCUGGAGGAGCUGCUCAAACUCACCUACCCGCCCGGCACGGUGCGCUCCUUCCCCGACGUGUUCUAUGUGGAGUACAUCAAGGGCGCGGACGGGCGGCCGGGAGGAGACGUGUUCUUCUUCGACUACGGCGUGGUUGCCACCUGGGGCAUGACCAAGGCGCAGGAGAUGACCAUCGUGCGCGGCAUUGCCACGCAGUGCAUGGAGACGCCGCUGCCGGAGCAGUGGACCGAGGUGGACGAGUUCCAGUUUUGCUUCGGCCACGAGAAGCAGCAGCACGUGCAGAAUGACACCGUCACGCUGCACCGGCGGUACGCGCAGGACUACAAGAUGAAGCUGGCCAUCAGCUACGCGCUGGCUCAAUCCACGAAGCUGUCGGUGUACGAGAAGCGCGUCACCGACAUUGUGCUGGAGACCAAGAACUUGCCUGAGGCGCUGGCGGAGCACGGCGAGGUGGCCAUCAGCGGCCUCGACAUCGCCAAGCUCAUCGGCAAGGUGUUCCUGCAGAAGAGCGCCGUCAACCUGCUGGGCAGUGUGCUGGGCACACCCGAGUUCUUCUGGCACGCGCCCGACUCCUUCCAGGCGCUGUACACGCGUGUGACCGAGUACCUGGAGCUGGACAGCCGCGUGGAGCUGCUCAACAGCCGCUUCGCAGUGCUGCAGGAAAUGCUGGACAUGCUCCGAGAUCACCAGAACAACUACCACAGCGUGCGCCUGGAGUGGAUCGUCAUCUGGCUCAUCGUUGUGGAGGUGGUGGUGGGUCUGUUCGAACUGCUGGGCCUCUUCGGCGUGGUGGGCAAGCAGCCUGAGUGAAGCGCAGGAGUGUUAGGACUGUAGCGAGGACUCCGAGAAGCUUAGAUGCUGCUUGCACAGCUAAAGAGGGGUUGUCAGAGAGGAGAGGAAGCGAGAGACAAGAGCGACUUUGCCCGUGUGUGUGGUUGUGCUUGUGGCGUGAGGUGCGACGGUACCGUACAUUGAUGUUCACCGCGUAGGCGACGGCAUACGCUGCCUUUGUAGCCUGCCACCACCCUUGUUGAGCACUGGCUGUUUGCUCGUUGGGCCAGAAGUUGUCGUGGAUUGGUGCUCCCGCAAAUGCAAGGGGCUCAUGUGUUUUGAUACCGUGGGUCUUGGUAGGUCUUGGGGGACGAGGGGGGACGUGACCUGACGUGACGGAACUUCAUUGGGCCGGUGAAGGGCGUUCCGUAGCUCCGUACAAGCUCGUCUGCUCGGUUGUGCACUGCUACUCCUGCUCCUAACGGUGCACUCGCCUGGAAACAUCACUGCUCGCCAAUGGCCUGUGGGGCGCCCGGCUCGCGACGCCCACCAUGUGGCCUCGCUUAGCACGAUGCCAUAGCUGUGUUAAUUCUACAGACACCGCGA